Molecule: messenger RNA, 1992 nt
Organism: Betta splendens (Siamese fighting fish)
Lineage: Eukaryota; Metazoa; Chordata; Actinopteri; Anabantiformes; Osphronemidae
Gene: kdm8
Product: lysine (K)-specific demethylase 8
Exons: 8
Coding region: 741-1952 (403 amino acids)
Cellular component (GO): nucleus
Molecular function (GO): histone H3K36 demethylase activity
Source: RefSeq, a predicted model, not a curated record
UUUGUUUUUGUUGUCACACCGGAAGCAGACUUGUGGCUGAUCAAGUUGCCUUUCUUAUUUAUAGCACGUGUAACGCUUUCGUCUUGCUUAGAUAAUGUUGAAUUAACCGACUAAAUUCAGUACAAAUUUAAUCUGUACUGAACUGCGCUGUCGCAGUGUUUACAAAUGCGUCGCUCGAUGGGUGCGUAGAAGCUCACUAACCAGGGCGAGUCACACGCAGACCGUCCUGCAUUUUGUUAAACAUAUUUAAAUGCAUUAUUAUUCUGAAAUUAUUGGGGUACAACUUUGCAAUAAUACAACUGACACCAGGUCAGUGAGUGCAUCUCAUUGUGUUACUUCUUUACCAGUAAAGGUGGAUGAGGAGCACUCUGGCACUCUUUUUUUAAAUGUCUGUAGUCACUUCAGGUGCGAUGACCUCGUACAUGUAGCGAUGAAUGAGGUGUUUGAAGUUGGCAGCAUCACAGUCUAUUCAGAGCAUUCUAAGGUGAAUGAGUCACAUGGAGGCAGAGUGUCGUCGUCGUUGUGCCAGUGUCACACCAGCAGUUCUGGCUCAGGAAGCUCUCACCGCUGUUUUGUGUUUUGCCAGGUUAUAAUGAGGCGCAUGCAGCUGUUUCGCUGGAGCAAAGAGGCUGUAGUUGAUGAAAGAGUGGUGCACAACGUGGGCAAACUGUGACACCGGCGAGCACUGACCGGACGAACGCAGAACAUGUGAUUAUAGCAUAAAGCAAGACCUGUCAUCCAUGGCUCCAUUGUGGUCCAAAAUCUCUGCCGUCCUGCCUCCUAACGAGGAAGACUUUCCCCUGCAGUUCGGUGACAAAGUGUGUCCCAGCGUGGUGGACAUGUUGAAGCGCUCCAGGCGUCAGCUGUACAGUGAUGCCACGGGUGCCGAGCGCCUGCUCUACGCUCAGAUCAUCCUGGACGUCUCGUGGGAGAAGCUCAACACGGGCACGUGGCGCCACGUGGACAAGGAGUGGAGACGGGUGUAUUCUUACGGCUGCCUGUUCAAAGCGGCCGCGCUGUGUCAUUCAGAUCCAUCUAGUGAUGAGAUCCUGCAGGCCGUGAGGGCCUGCGACAUGGGCUUGCUCAUGGGCGCAGCCAUUAUGGACAAUAUACUGCAGGUGAUUGUUGGAAUUCUGCAGCUUGAAGUCAAGAAACCUUCUGAAGAAGAUGACGAAACCGAAGUGAAAAGAAUCAAGGUGGACGACUCACAUACUCCUGUGAUCAGGGACGAGUUGGCGGUUCCAAGGGUAAGAUGUCCGUCACUGGAGAGCUUCAACACAAACUACCUGCUCCCCCUCAAACCGGUGAUUCUGGAGGGGAUCAUUGACCACUGGCCCGCUCUCAACAAGCACUCCUGGAGCAUAGAAUACCUGAGAUGUGUGUCUGGCUGCCGGACUGUUCCCGUGGAGGUGGGAUCCAGGUACACGGAUGAGUCAUGGUCGCAGUCUCUGCUUACGGUCAAUGAAUUCAUUGAUCGAUACAUUUUGAAUAAAGAUGGAGUGAAAGAUUUGGGUUAUCUGGCUCAGCAUCAGCUGUUUGAUCAGAUACCAGAACUGAAGGAAGACAUCUGCCUCCCUGAUUAUUGCUGCCUUGGUGAAGGAGACGAAGAUGACAUUACUGUAAAUGCAUGGUUUGGUCCUGGAGGAACAGUAUCGCCUCUCCACCAAGACCCUCAACAGAACUUUCUGGCUCAGGUCGUGGGAAGCAAAUACAUUCGCCUAUAUUCCCCGAAGGACGCAGACAAGCUGUACCCUCAUCAAUCACAGCUGCUUCACAAUACCAGUCAGGUGGAGGUGGAGAAUCCAGACACGGAGCGGUUCCCGGAGUUUGCCAAGGCGCCCUAUCUCGAAUGUGUGUUGCAGCCCGGAGACGUGCUGUUUAUUCCUGUUCAGCACUGGCAUUAUGUCAGGUCCUUGGAACUCAGCUUCUCCGUCAGCUUCUGGUGGACAUGACGCCGCAUGUAGAAUAAAGAUAAUUAUUUUUCUAGUCAAA